CCCAGCAUCGAGCAGAGGAGAGCCCUUGGAGACAGAGCCCUGCAGCCACCCAGCUCCAGCCCCAGUCCAUCCCAUUCCUGCAGCACCAUGAAGGUCCUCGCAGCCACCCUGGUCGCUCUCCUCCUCAUGGCCACCUGCUCCACAUCUGAAGCCCAUCUUGAUGGUGUCCCCACCACCUGCUGCUUCAGCUACCAGCAACGCCCGGUCCCACGGGGCCUUGUUGCCUCUGUCUAUAUGACCAGCAGCAGCUGCAGCCAGCCAGGAGUGAUCCUGGUCACCAAGAAGAAGAAGGAGCUGUGUGCAGACCCCCAGGCACUGUGGGUGCAGGCCCUUCUGAAGCACUUCCAGACCCUUAAGAACUGACCCAUCUCUGUUGCCACCUGCCCUGUCCUCGGUGCCACCCCCCCAAGGACUUGGC
Messenger RNA from Apus apus (common swift), 418 nucleotides. Its product is annotated as C-C motif chemokine 3-like. The record is from RefSeq and is a predicted model, not a curated record. Lineage: Eukaryota; Metazoa; Chordata; Aves; Apodiformes; Apodidae. Gene Ontology annotation, molecular function: chemokine activity; CCR chemokine receptor binding. Gene Ontology annotation, cellular component: extracellular region. The transcript has 3 exons. Gene Ontology annotation, biological process: monocyte chemotaxis; positive regulation of ERK1 and ERK2 cascade; positive regulation of GTPase activity. Bases 88 to 363 code for a protein of 91 amino acids.